AUGAGGCCUACGACAGAGCCAAUAACCCCGAAGCGAGACCCGGUGGCUCAGGCUGCCCCUGGGGCUGUAUCAGCGCCUGUAGGAACAACUCCACGAACAGGGCAGGACAUCACCAAUGUCGACGACACGACGACCACACUUCGCAUCGACAUAGCUCGGUUGAUGAAUUUGGAGGUCGUCCUUUGCGAUGCCGACGCCUUCCUCAACUACUAUAUGCCUAAAUGUGACGCGGAUACAGCGAAAUAUGUACUAAUUCGCCUGGCCACUGAGAAGAGGCAAGACGGCACCACCGUUCUUGUACCACGCCAAACUUCCACCGUGGCUGCGGACUCCGAGCAAACAGGUGAGGAGAACGCGGUGUCCAUUAGUGCAGACGGUGAAGGGUAUGAGGAAGGGCCUGAAGACUCUGCCACAGAGGAUGAGAUGGACGACGAGCAAGAAGCCACAUCGAUUUUCAGGAAAAAGGCGAGAGUGACCUUGGAGGAAGCCGAAUUGGACGACGGCGAAGAGGAGUACCCCGACGAAUUCGAGGGAGAGGCGACGGAGAACCCGAAGGACAGAGGAGAUACGGGCUGUGUGGAGGAUAUUUACCCCUACGUCCUCCACGACUUCAAGCACAGGCCGUCAAUGGUGAAGAAGACAUACCUCGUCAACAAGAAGAAACGAGUUGCCAAUUUGCGCAAGGUCGACGAGGACUCGCUCUUCAGCACGCUGACUGGCAUUGGAAACGCCGUCCGCGAUGCCCUUCGUGCCAGAGGAGUGGUGGUGAAUGACUAUCACAUCUUAAUGUGUCCUAACACGACAUUGUCAUCCGGAAUUGGCGGAUGUGAUCAGAGAAUCGACGCCGCCCUCACCAAGAAGAAAGAUGUCAAGGGCAUAACAGUCUACGACAUCAUUGUUCCAUUUGAAUUCAAGGUGGACUGCAAGAACAGCAUCAUAUUUGAGAACCGGAGACAAGUGGUCUCGCACGUCAAUCAUACGAUGAAUGACGACCCUCGACGGCUGUUUAUGUAUGCGAUCUCUAUUGAAGAUGACCUUGUGUCCGUUUGGUACUUUUCUCGGUCGCAUUCGGCCAAAGCCGCCUGUUUCAGCAUGGUUGAGCGACCCGAUAUCCUAAUCAAGGUUUUUAUCUCGCUUUUUUGCGCGACGGAUCAACAGCUCGGCUUCGACCCAUAUGUCACCCUGGUUGAAGACCACAGAUUUGUUUACGAACUCCCGCCCAACGAGUAUCGCUGCAAGUCUCUCUUCUAUCAAACCAUCGAAUCCAUCAUCAACCCGCGCGCCCUGCGCCUUCGUGGACGAUCAACUCGAGUUUGGAAGGUCGAGCAGGUACAAUCGAAGAAGGACCACACCCGUGUUGCUGGGACGGGGGAGAUGAUAUUGAAGGACGUCUCGCUGAGCUCUGAUACGGCAACGGAGUUUGACAUUCAGAACAUGAUGUUCAAUGAUAUGGACAAGUUUGCAAGUGAUCCGAACUGGCGCAAGCGCGAUAUCUUGAAGGACUGCACACCGGAGCAAUUGGAGGAACUGGCAGGUGUCUUGGAAGGCCGUCGCUUCAGAGAGUUGUUCUCGUGUGUCAAGGAGCACCAUAUAGGCAGCUCAGGUCUUCUCGUCAUUCCCUAUUCUUGGAGGGUUCCCUCAGUCUUUAUGAGGCCAGAAAAGCUAAGCCAACCGUGCAAUAACGUUCGCACCUAUGCGGCGGUCGACUCGUCAUCGAAGCCUGAUGAGGUACUGCUGAGUGGGGAUUCGAGCCAAGUGAAGGACUCGAUACCGGAGGAAGAGAUGAUACCUACGCAGGCAUUGGUUCCUCGAAGACAGUGUCGGCUUGUAUUCCACCAUGUUUAUACACCCUUGCUCAAUAUCCGAACUAUGGGCGAUGCUAUGGAUAUUUUAAAAGGACAGUUCAUUUAUCCUCCAACACCAGCUCUCCGCGUCAUGUUCUGUGCAGGAUGGGUCCACCGUGAUCUCAGUCCUGGCAACAUCCUCGCUGCCCGCACUUCCUUCAAUGGUCCAUGGCAAGUCAAGCUCUCUGACCUCGAAUACGCGAAAAGGUUUCCGUCAGAUUAUUCGCCCAGUGCGACACCCAAAACAGCUUCUCACCACUUUAUACCGUACGAAGUUGCAACGAAGAAAUUGUUGACUUUUGAGUCUGACAACGAAGACACUAUUCUAGGCUCAGAGACGGAGGAUUUGCCAGCAGCCAACGACAAAUGUAUGGCUGAAACUGGCGACUCAUUUCCUCAUACCUUUCAGCACGACCUGGAGUCCAUAUGGUGGAUUUUUGUCUGGUUGUCGACUGUACGAGUAGACCAACGCCUUCCCAGGGAGAAAUUUGUAGAAGCUGUUUUCCCACCAAAGCUGCGGUUCGAAUCCCUGCCACACCAUGGUCGCUGGGGCCUGUUGACUGCGGAACGCAGCCUUUUGAAAGACACUCUCCUUAUGAAGAGCCUUCCACAAGCACUCUCCGCAACCAAUUUCAUCACUGCCCUGGACCAUCUCAAGAAGCAUCUCAAACUGGAGUACAAACGGCGCAACGGCCGAGGAAAGCAGCGAAACCCAGCAAGUUAUUCUUGGAUUAUCAACGGCCCUUUCAGAGGAUUUUUCCGUACCAUCGAGCGAUCGCGAAGGGAUUGGGAGAACAUCCAGCUAAUUGAGGACCCUAAGCCGACACGGAAGAUUGCGAAAGUGAAGGAGUCCUCCGAAAAUCCUGACGCACCCCCCAAUCCGCUCACGGGCCACAAGCGCAAGCUCCACCAGGCAGUUCGAUUUACUAAGCUUUUCGGCGGUGACAGUGGGGACCAUAGGGUCGUCGCACCUCUUCCUUCACGCGCGAGAGGAAGAAAGGCGCCUUCAGGACCGUUGCUGCAGACAUCGGCAGAGAUCAAGGUACAUACCGGUGCGAGAAAGGAUGUCGGCGACGGGGACGAAGCAAAGCAGGGACGGUUGAAGAGAGCCCGCCAUUGA
Coprinopsis cinerea okayama7#130 is the source of this 2964-nucleotide messenger RNA. Its product is annotated as other/FunK1 protein kinase. Lineage: Eukaryota; Fungi; Basidiomycota; Agaricomycetes; Agaricales; Psathyrellaceae. The transcript is spliced from 7 exons. The record is from RefSeq and is a predicted model, not a curated record. The coding region runs from base 1 to 2964 and encodes 987 amino acids.